Molecule: messenger RNA, 1119 nt
Organism: Dendrobium catenatum
Lineage: Eukaryota; Viridiplantae; Streptophyta; Magnoliopsida; Asparagales; Orchidaceae
Exons: 3
Coding region: 1-1119 (372 amino acids)
Source: RefSeq, a predicted model, not a curated record
AUGAGAGCCAAGUUUGCUUGGAAAUUGAUUGAUAAACCUGAGUCACUGUUGAGCAGACAUCUUAUUGCUAAAUAUGUUGUUAAUUGGUGGAGCUAUGGGCUGAGUAGGAGUAGUUCCUCUACGUGGAAGAUCAUGUUGUCUGGAUGGAAUGCACUCAUGAAUCAUGUUAGAUGGAGAAUUGGUAAUGGUUCUAAAUUUAAAGUGCUGAAGGAUAUCUGGAUUCUUAAUAAGUCCUUACUCAAAUGGCAAACAUUUGUGGGUUAUUUUGAGGAUGAGGAUGUUUCUCAGGAUUAUUUCAUUUCAGAUGGCUGCUGGGACCUUAAGAUUGAUCCAUGUUGGCAUGAGGAUUGUAUGGAAUUGAAACAUAAGAUGUCUGGUAAGUCUUUAUCUGUUGUAAUUAUGCAAGAUAACUUCAAAAACCUAGAAGACGUGAUUCCAUUAAGAUGGGUUUAUAAACUGGGUUUAAAUGCAAGAUUGGAAGUCUUUAUUUGGAGCUGCUGUAAACUCAAGAAGGUGUUGUAUGUGUUGAGAGGAUGGGGAUUCCAGGUUCCCGUUUUUAGUGGAUGGGAUGACUGCUGGGCUAGUCUUCAGAGGCUCAAAGAUGGGAAUAUGGAGAUGGUAAAGUUGUAUUUUACUGUUAUUUGGUUUGUUUGGAAUCAUAGAAAUAAGUUCAAGCAUGGGAAUCCGGAAGUUAGUGAGGUGUUCAUUGCUACUUCAAUCCUUAGCUUUAUCAGUCAGGAUAAACAGAAUUUUGUUGAAUCGAAGAACUGGGUUGUCAAUCAGUCCCUUGGGCUGUCUCUAGGUAAAUGGCAACCUCCUCCCCCUUGUUGGAUUAUGAUUAAUCUUGAUGCUUCUCUUAAAGGGAAUUAUGAGGCAGGUAUUGGUGGUAUUGUAAGGGAUUGUAAAGGAAGGUUUAUUCUUGCUUUUGGUAUGAAGAAAAUUCACUGGGACAUUGGCCAGCUAGAGUUAUCCACAGUUUCAGCUAUUACAGAUAUUAUACGUGACAGAUUUGAUGAUGUUGGAGGCAUUAUAAUAGAAGGGGACAAUAAAAAUGCUAUAAAAUUUCUUCACAAAAUGCACAGUAUACCGAAGAAUAUGGAUAGGAGAUUAGAUAUUUAA